Microdochium trichocladiopsis is the source of this 943-nucleotide messenger RNA. RefSeq lists its product as uncharacterized. The record is from RefSeq and is a predicted model, not a curated record. The transcript has a single exon. Bases 98 to 466 code for a protein of 122 amino acids. NCBI's taxonomy places the organism in Eukaryota, Fungi, Ascomycota, Sordariomycetes, Xylariales, Microdochiaceae.
CAUGCGCUGUCAUGGGCGCCUGUUGUUUUCAUUGCCACGACUCUAAAAGAAAGGGAGGCGCGAAAUAGCAGGGCUAGAUCCCGACCCAGCGAAAACAAUGGGGUCACAACAGGUCUCCUACGACGGCAGGACAUUCCGCUCAGCCUCAAAUACGGAAAACGGCGAAGUCUCAUCAGCGACCGUCUUCCACUACCACCAGGACGGCAAGAUCGUCUGGGCAGAGUACGGCGGUGGCAGCAUCGCCAGGGGUUUCCUCAUUGCCACCGUCCAGACCGACAAGGAUAACAAGCACACCCUUGACGCACGCUACGAGCACGUCAAUGUUGCCGGUGAGCUCAUGACGGGCCGCUGCAGGAGCACUCCGGAGAUCUUGGAGGAUGGCCGGAUCCGAUUACACGAGGACUGGCAGUGGACGAGCGGCGACGGCAGCAGCGGGCAGAGCAUUGUUGAGGAGGAGAAGAAGUGAUUGACAAGGACAGGUUCACAUGCAGCCUGUGGCCAACCCCGUGUCACCGCAUGAGCAGUCACAUCACCCCAACAGCAACAACAGCCCUGGCUUGGGGCUCCCAGGGAGACACUACGUUACUAUCUGACGCUGCCGCCAAGGGGGUAGAUGCAGGACAAUGGGCUGGGCUCAAGCCGACAAGGGAGGGUACACCACCCGCUGUACGCACUAUGUCCUGAUGCAGAGCAUCUCGUCUGACCACCAUCGCUACCACUUGCCAGCCAAGGCCGCCGCCAAAAAGAGGUGCCCCUGUUCAACCAACCCACUUGACCUCUCCCAACGAGGCGGCGCAUUGUUUUCCUUGGGCACCCGCCACGUCCGCCACGUCCGCCAGGCGUGCCGAGCUACCCGCGGCCGAAUUUGUCAUCACGAGCCUGUAUUCUUAUCACGUAUCAGUGUAGCAUCCCCCAGUCAAUCACUCUCUCCCAGAACUUGCUG